CUCGAAUUCCUCGCAGUCUUCAAUUUGUAAGCGAAUCUCGCACAGCAAAGUUGUGUGUUCAGAGAAGAAGCGUGCGUCGUUUAAAGAUUUGUAAUUUUGUGAAGUAAAUUCGUGAGUAAAAAUGAGGGAAAUCGUCCAUAUUCAAGCCGGUCAAUGCGGAAACCAGAUUGGAGCCAAGUUCUGGGAAAUCAUCUCCGAUGAACAUGGUAUUGAUGCAACUGGUGCCUAUCAUGGUGAUAGUGAUUUACAGUUGGAACGCAUCAAUGUCUACUAUAAUGAAGCAUCCGGCGGUAAAUACGUGCCACGUGCCGUAUUGGUUGAUUUAGAACCCGGCACCAUGGAUUCAGUACGUAGCGGACCAUUCGGUCAAAUUUUCCGACCAGACAAUUUCGUAUUCGGACAAUCCGGUGCUGGUAAUAACUGGGCCAAAGGACAUUACACAGAAGGUGCUGAAUUAGUUGAUUCAGUAUUGGAUGUUGUACGAAAAGAAGCAGAAUCAUGCGAUUGUCUGCAAGGAUUCCAACUUACCCACUCAUUGGGUGGUGGUACCGGUUCUGGUAUGGGAACUUUGCUUAUUUCAAAGAUCCGUGAAGAAUACCCAGAUAGGAUAAUGAACACAUAUUCCGUUGUACCAUCGCCAAAAGUAUCAGAUACCGUUGUAGAACCAUACAAUGCCACAUUGUCCGUACAUCAAUUGGUCGAGAACACAGACGAGACGUACUGCAUCGAUAACGAAGCUCUCUACGACAUCUGCUUUAGGACACUGAAACUCACCACUCCAACAUACGGUGACUUGAACCAUUUAGUUUCGCUUACAAUGUCUGGAGUUACCACCUGCCUUCGAUUCCCUGGUCAGUUGAAUGCUGAUCUUAGGAAACUGGCUGUAAACAUGGUUCCAUUCCCGCGUCUUCACUUCUUCAUGCCUGGCUUCGCACCUUUGACCAGCAGAGGAUCACAACAAUACAGAGCCCUCACAGUUCCAGAAUUGACACAACAAAUGUUCGAUGCCAAGAACAUGAUGGCCGCCUGUGAUCCACGCCACGGACGUUACUUGACCGUAGCCGCCAUCUUCCGUGGACGCAUGUCAAUGAAGGAAGUCGACGAACAAAUGUUGAACAUCCAAAACAAGAACAGUUCAUACUUCGUCGAAUGGAUCCCCAACAACGUAAAGACAGCCGUUUGUGAUAUUCCACCAAGAGGUCUUAAGAUGUCAGCCACAUUCAUUGGUAACUCAACUGCCAUUCAAGAAUUGUUCAAACGUAUCUCCGAACAAUUCACCGCUAUGUUCCGUCGUAAGGCUUUCUUGCAUUGGUACACCGGCGAGGGUAUGGAUGAGAUGGAAUUCACCGAAGCCGAGAGCAACAUGAAUGACUUGGUCUCUGAAUAUCAACAAUACCAAGAAGCCACGGCCGACGAAGACGCCGAAUUCGAGGAGGAGCAGGAAGCUGAAGUCGAUGAGAACUAAGAUGAUAAGAAUUCACUCAAAGAAAAUCUCUAAAAUCUUAAGAAUAAAUGUGAAGAAAAUCUAAAACAAAGUGAACUAAUUCAUUUCAAAAUGAUGUCUCUCUUAGAACUCACUGCCAAGCCUCCUUCUUCCUUGUCGAAUCUUGUGUAUAAUGGUCCGUAUGAUUAAUUUAAUCCCCUUGAUCCUGGGUUUUUCUCAGUUGCGUCAUAUCCCCCCGUUUCAUCCCCACUCCACUACUUUUGUACUCCCCGUUCAUUCCUCUUUUUAAGAUCUUUUUUUAAGUUUUUGUGAAAUAAGAUGAAAAGCGAACCUUUUACUACAGAUUUUUUAAUUAUAAUCUUUUUUAUAUGAUAGAAAAAGAUCUUUGAAAGAAAGUCGUUUUUAAAAAAUGUUAAGUAAAGUCUAAACUGGAAUAAAGAGCUUCUUUUGUUAAUUUAUAAAAAACGAAACUUUUUUUUUUCUUAUCAACAAUUGGAGGCCAGAACAUUGGAGUUUUUGGUUUUAAACUUUUUGGAGUGCAUGCUUUCUUUUUCUAUGUGGCGCCAACAUUCCUGAAUGCCGCUUGUGAUUGCCUUCCUCAUGCUCCCGAGACACUUUCCAUCCCGCAACACAUUUGAACACCUGAUUACGCCUACGUCUGGGUAGGCAAGACAUUCUAUCGUGCAUUAGAGCGACUCGUAAUUUAGUCGAGAAUAUAAUAAAUAGUCUAUCCGUCAAGAAACUUUCGGUUCUUUUCAAAUGUGGUUAAUUCGGCUUUUAAAGCAAUUAGACCGGUUGGCCAUGUAGUAAAUUGGCUUUAGAAAUCAGGGACGUUGAAGAGCGUUGUCCAGCCUCAAUUGCAAAGUGAGGAGAGCGUCCAUAAGACUGCAACCAGCACGUUGGAGUAUACUUUGAUUAAAUUAGAAGCUUAUCAGUCAUUCAUUCCACCAUAUCAUAUACCAUCGAAGGACCCUCCAAAGUAUCAGCAUCACGCCUUGGCCACCAAUGACUAGAAAAAGAACGCAUGCCCGUCUUGAACUAACUUUGUAUGCCUCCCUCAGAACUCCCUGAACUGCGUAACUCGAAAAAAGCGUCCUAAACGCACAUUGGCUCCGCAAUUGUUGCUCUCUCAUUCAUUGUGCAUUUAAUGAAAUUAAGACGAUGUAACAAUUGGUUAUUCUCUUGCAUUUAGCAUAAAGUUCACGUACGAGAAAAUUGCCUUAAUUUCAGUUCUUGUAUAAUUUCACUACUAAUUUGUUCAAUUAGAGUAAAGAAAAGAAGAAAUCUCGAUGGUAGCUCGGCUGCAACCACAGCAAGGCAGCAUUUUUGUGCGAGCACAUAGCGAAGAAAAAUAAUUUAUGUAACGAAUCCAUUCUCCUCACCUCCGGCACUUUGGCCGCGAGCGAUGGGGAGAUGGAAUAAUAAGUUGUGUGACGAACAUCCGUCAGAAUAACGUGAAAAUGUUAAACAUACAUAAAUAUACAAACACGAAAGAAAAAGAAAAUACAACUUAGAA
Hermetia illucens (black soldier fly) is the source of this 2960-nucleotide messenger RNA. Its product is annotated as tubulin beta-1 chain. Lineage: Eukaryota; Metazoa; Arthropoda; Insecta; Diptera; Stratiomyidae. The transcript has 2 exons. Gene Ontology annotation, biological process: microtubule cytoskeleton organization; mitotic cell cycle. Bases 122 to 1465 code for a protein of 447 amino acids. The record is from RefSeq and is a predicted model, not a curated record. Gene Ontology annotation, cellular component: microtubule; cytoplasm. Gene Ontology annotation, molecular function: structural constituent of cytoskeleton; GTP binding; GTPase activity.